This is a messenger RNA of Cephus cinctus (wheat stem sawfly), 1334 nucleotides long. Its product is annotated as phospholipase A1 member A-like. The record is from RefSeq and is a predicted model, not a curated record. NCBI's taxonomy places the organism in Eukaryota, Metazoa, Arthropoda, Insecta, Hymenoptera, Cephidae. The transcript has a single exon. Bases 95 to 1114 code for a protein of 339 amino acids. Gene Ontology annotation, biological process: lipid metabolic process. Gene Ontology annotation, molecular function: lipase activity.
AAUACAUUUUUGAUUGAGUCUAGAAGAAGAGCGUUCGUGCUUGAGUGAGGAGUAUCAGUUUUUUUUAACUUAAAUAUCUGCACGGAUAAUAAUCAUGAGAAGUUUAGUGACUUUGACAGUAGUGCUUACGUUAAUACAGUUCUCAUGGGGUGCCAGAGGACCCAUUCAGGAAGCUAUACAAAGUGGCGCGGCUGCAGAUUACAAUAAGGACGAUUGUAUCUGGCGUCGAGGAAACGACAGAGAUGCUUGUCCGGAUCCUGACAUUCAUAUAUUUCUCUACAGUCCAGGACACCCAAAGCGUAAGCUGGAUGUGCACGAAUCUGAUUGGUUACGACAUGCAGAGUAUGAUCCAAGGAGUGAGAACAUUAUAUUAAUCCAUGGCUAUGCUGGAGGUGACGAUACUCUACCCAUAUCCGUUCUGAGGGAUGCGUAUAUUAGGAAUGGAAGCUACAACGUCUUCAUGGUGGAUUGGGGUGCACUUUGUGCAGCACCUUGUUACCCUGCAGCCGUUGCAAAUCUCCGUCCUGUUGCCAAAUGUCUUGCUGGGACACUUACCACUCUGAGGAACUUGGGAUUGUCCAUUCCCAGGACUACCUGCGUGGGACAUUCUUUAGGUGCUCAUAUAUGUGGAAUAAUGGCAAAUUAUUUACUGUUUCGUAUGAACAGAAUUAUAGGUCUGGAUCCAGCCAGACCACUUAUCAGGCCAGGAUUGUUGAAUAGAUUGGACAGUGGGGAUGCAGAUUUUGUUGAAGUUAUCCAUACGAAUGCUGGAUAUUAUGGUGAAAUGGGCGGAGUGGGUCAUGUGGAUUUUUGCGUUAAUGGCGGCAAGGUUCAACCCUUCUGUGAAAACCGAUCUAAUUCCCAACUUUGCAGUCAUGUCUGGGUUGUGUGCUUCAUGGCGCAUAGUAUCGAUGGCGGGAACGAUAUGAUGGCCGAACCAUGCUCUAGGAGAUGUCCUUCAGGACCUAGGAUAUCUUCAAGGGCUGGAGAGGUAUUGAUAAUGGGACAGCAUACUCCAAAUGGCGCCAGAGGAUCCUUCUGUCUGACUAGUUACGAUCCUCCUUAUUGUCCGAAAUAUUUAAAAAAUCGAGGAGACAAAAGAUGCUGUGUUUAAGUAUUAUUUGAAGACAGAUAUCAGGGUUAAAGUUACACUUACUAAAGAUAUGUCCUUUAAUCGGUGUAUCUAUAAAUCUUAAAUUAAACAUAUAUAUAUACAGUUUGUUUCAGUUAACGUAAUCACAUGUAUAGACAUGAUAUAUAUUACAUGCUGUAACAGAGUGUAACUGAUGUGCCAAGAGAGAGUAAUAAAGUUCAAUUUUGUUUGUAACAAAAAA